AUGUCCCACAGGAAAAUACAUCUGGUGCUGUCUCUGGUCCUCGUCCUCUGUGGCCUUUUUAAUAGCAUCUUCUGUGAAAAGCAACAAGACUCCCAACAGAAUAUCAACCUAGUCUUAUUAAAGAAAAUUCCAUCUCUCUCCCAGAAGAUGGAAGCUGGCUAUAAGGCGUUGGCGCAAGAAUUGUUCAGGGCUUUGAUAAUUGAGGAUCCCAGAAAGAAUAUCAUCUUCUCCCCUGUGGCCAUCUCCAUCGCCCUGGCCACCGUCUCCCUGGGGAUCAAAUCCACAACGCGCACCAACCUCAUUGAGGGCCUGGGACUUGACCUCAGAAAAAUCCAAGUGCUGGGCAAGGACCGGCAUCUUAUCCAGACGUGGCAAGAGCUAGUGAAGCAAGAACAACUGAAGCACAAGGACAUUCUCUUUGUCGAUGACAACAGGAAGAUCAACCAGAUGUUUCUGCAGGAGAUAGACAGAGUACAUGAAGUGGACAUCCAGAAGAUUGACUUUAAAGAUACAGAAAAAGCCAAGAAGGCCAUCAACCACUAUGUGGCUGAAAAGAUACAUAAGAAAAUCAAAGACUUAAUCACCCAACUGGACCCUCAGACUGUCCUAUGUCUUGUCAACUAUGUGUUCUUCAAAGGCAUUUGGGAAAGAGCUUUUCAGACCAACCUCACGCAGAAAGAGGACUUCUUUGUGAAUGAAGACACCAAAGUGCAGGUGGACAUGAUGAGGAAGACAGAACGGAUGAUUUACAGCCACUCAGAGGAGCUGCUAGCUACCAUGGUUAAGAUGCCUUGCAAAGGAAAUGUGUCUGUCAGUCUCGUGCUCCCAGAUGCAGGAAAAUUCCACGUUGCUCUAAAGGAGAUAACUGCUAAGCGAGCUAGACUUCAGAAAGCCAGUGACUUCAGAUUGGUGCACUUAGUUUUGCCCAAGUUCAAGAUCUCCUCCAAGAUCAACUUAAAACAUCUGCUUCCCAAGAUUGACAUCAAAGAUACACCUACUGCAACAGCGGCCACCCAGGGCAUCACAAAGAAGGCUUCUCUACCUAUUGUGGAGGCCGUGCAUCAAGCUGAGAUAGAGGUGAGCGAGCAUGGCUUAAUCAAGGAUGCAGCCAAGGAUGCCAAGGACACCAAGGACGCCAAGGAUGCCAAGGACGCCAAGGACGCCAAGGACGCCAAGGACGCGGACGUGUGGAAGGUCCCCGUGGACAAGAAGGAGGACCCUGUGGUCGUGAAGUUCAAUAGACCCUUCUUGCUGUUUGUGGAGGAUCAGAUGACUCAAAGAGACCUCUUUGUGGGCAAAGUCUUAAACCCCAAAACUGAGUAG
Kogia breviceps (pygmy sperm whale) is the source of this 1323-nucleotide messenger RNA. RefSeq names its product uteroferrin-associated basic protein 2-like. Gene Ontology annotation, molecular function: serine-type endopeptidase inhibitor activity. Gene Ontology annotation, biological process: negative regulation of endopeptidase activity. NCBI's taxonomy places the organism in Eukaryota, Metazoa, Chordata, Mammalia, Artiodactyla, Physeteridae. The record is from RefSeq and is a predicted model, not a curated record.